CGUCCUCCCAGCGCGUCCGCGGCGCUUGGCUCCUCCUUGUCCUUCCUCGCGUGAUUGUUAUCGCGCCCAUUUUUGUGCCUUUAUUAAUAAAUAACAAUAAUAAUACAAAAUCUCCUCCCCCACCCCGGCUGGGCGUCGAUCGGCCGCGAGAAGCGGAGCCCCGCCACCCCCGCGGCAGGAAGAAGCGUCGCUCCGGGCCAGGCGCGGGGCCGGCGGGAAGAUGCGGCGCCCCCACCCGUGACUCCCGCUCUCAGCGCGGCGAUGGGUUAGGCGGAUUGUAUCCAGCAGCCCCGAGAAGAGCAGUCGAGCGCGGCGGCGGCGGCGAGGCCCGCGCAGGAGCACCUGCAGCGGGAGGCGGCGGCGGCGGCGGCGGCGCCCCACACCCAGCCCCCGCCAUGGACCUCGGGCUGGAAUUAUGAGCCGGCUACGGCUGCCGGCGGCUGGGGCUCGCGUGCACCCUAAAGGCUUUGCCCCCGCUCGGCGCUCGUGGGCGGCGGGGCUCCCGUCACCCCCCCGCCGCUUCGCUCCCUGCAGCCGGCCUCCUGCCCCUGCGGCCGCCGCUUACCGGGCUCGGACUCUUCCUCUGGCGCCGGGGUUAGCGUAAUCUGGCCUGGCUCCUUCUCCCGGGGUCAGUCCCGUCCCCCGGCUCUCUGCCUGGCCACCCCCUCCGGUCUCCGCCCGUUCCGCCGCCCGCUCCCAGGCCCGCUGGUCCCCCAGCUCCCGGUUCGUUCUGCUGCGGCCCCCUUCCCGCGCGUCACUCUCCUUCCUCCCUUCUCCCCCCGCGGCCGCCCUCACGAGUGGGCAGAGUGUGUGUGGGGGAGGCCGGGCUUCCCCGGUCAGCCCCCUCCCCGGGGCGCUGUUGAUUCAUCAGGCAGCCCGUCGAUCCGCGGGCACUGCCUUGGAUGCAGUGCUCCCGCCGCUGCCGCCCGAGCGAGCCCCGUGUCUCCCGUCGCGUGGCUGAGCGCCACCAAACAUGUCGGCUCCUGUCGGGCCGCGGGGCGGCCCUGCGCCUCCUCAGCCUCCUCCACCUCAGGCCCCGCAGCCGGAGAUGCCCGACCUCAGCCACCUCACGGAGGAAGAGAGGAAGAUCAUCCUGGCCGUCAUGGAGCGGCAGAAGAAGGAGGAAGAGAAGGAGCAGUCCGUGCUCAAGGUCAAAGAAGAACAAAAACCACAACCGACACAGUGGUUUCCCUUUAGUGGGAUCACUGAGCUGGUAAAUAACGUUCUUCAGCCACAGCAAAAACAGCAAAAUGAAAAGGAGCCCCAGACGAAAUUGCAUCAACAAUUUGAAAUGUAUAAGGAGCAGGUGAAGAAAAUGGGUGAAGAAUCACAGCAGCAGCAGGAGCAGAAGAGUGAUGCCCCAACCUGUGGUAUCUGCCACAAAACAAAAUUUGCCGAUGGCUGUGGCCAUAACUGUUCAUAUUGCCAAACUAAAUUCUGUGCACGUUGUGGAGGAAGAGUGUCUUUACGCUCAAAUAAGGAGGACAAAGUGGUAAUGUGGGUAUGUAACUUGUGCCGAAAACAACAAGAAAUCCUCACAAAAUCAGGAGCCUGGUUCUACAACAGUGGAUUAAAUACACCGCAGCAGCCUGAUCAAGAACAUAUUAGAGGAUUGCAGAACGAGGAAGCACCUCGGGAGAAAAAGGCGAAGCUGCAGGAGCAGUCCCAGUACCAAGGACCCUCAGGUGACACAUCCACACCAGCGUUGGACAAAAAUAGAUCUCAAGUGCUCACAAGACAAGACUCAAUUAAAAAUGGUUCAGGAGUGAAGCACCAGAUUGCAAGUGACACAACUUCAGACAGGAAAAGAAGCCCAUCAGUAUCUAGAGAUCAGAACAGAAGAUACGACCAAAGGGACGAGAGAGACGAAUAUUCACAGUAUGCUACAUCAGACAGUGCAAUGCCAAGGUCACCAUCAGAUUAUACAGAUAGGCGAUCACAGCGUGGGUCUCAGCUGUACGAAGAACCUGAACUUGGUGACUACAGAGAUUCUAACAGAAGAAGUCACAGACGUUCCAAAGAGUAUUCUGUAGAGGAAGAUGAUGUGCAGAACAGAGAGGAAUAUGAGAGGCAGAGGCGAGAAGAGGAGUACCAGGCACGAUACCGAAGUGAUCCUAAUUUGGCUCGUUAUCCUGUCAAACCACAACCAUAUGAAGAACAAAUGCGUAUCCACGCUGAAGUAUCCCGAGCACGCCAUGAACGAAGACACAGUGAUGCCUCAUUGGCCAACACUGAACUGGAGGAGUCCCGGAUAUCUAUGCUGAGGAUGGAACGACCAUCAAGGCAAAGAUCUAUAUCUGAGCGCAGAGCUGCCAUGGAAAACCAACGUUCAUAUUCUGUGGAAAGAACUCGAGAAGCUCAGGGACCAAGUCCCAAUCGUCAGAGGACAACAAAUCAUAGCCCUCCAACACCUAGGAGGAGUCCAAUUCCUCUGGAUAGGCCUGACAUGAGGCGCACUGAUUCAUUAAGGAAACAGCACCAUUUGGAUCCCAGUUCUGCUGUACGGAAAACAAAACGUGAAAAAAUGGAAACAAUGUUAAGGAAUGAUUCACUCAGCUCAGAUCAAUCUGAGUCGGUCAGGCCUCCGCCACCAAAGCCACAUAAAACAAAAAAGGGAGGUAAAAUGCGUCAGGUUUCAUUGAGCAGCUCAGAAGAAGAAUUGGCUUCUACUCCAGAAUAUACGAGCUGUGAUGAUGUAGAGAUUGAAAGUGAAAGUGUCAGUGAAAAAGGGGACAGUCAAAGGGGAAAAAGAAAAACUAGUAAGCAGGCAGUUUUGUCGGAUUCUAACACCUUAUCUGAGAGACAAAAGAAAAUGGUGUGCUUUGGCGGCCACUCUUUGGAAGAGGACUUGGAAUGGUCUGAGCCUCAAGUUAAAGACUCUGGGGUAGAUACGUGUAGUAGCACAACUCUAAAUGAAGAGCAUAGCCAUAGCGAGAAGCAUCCUGUGACCUGGCAGCCAUCCAAAGAUGGAGACCGUCUAAUUGGACGGAUUUUGUUAAAUAAACGACUAAAAGAUGGAAGCGUGCCUAGAGACUCGGGAGCAGUGCUUGGACUGAAGGUCGUAGGAGGAAAGAUGACUGAAACUGGUCGGCUGUGUGCAUUUAUCACCAAAGUAAAAAAAGGAAGUUUAGCUGAUACAGUGGGACAUCUUAGACCAGGUGAUGAAGUGUUAGAAUGGAAUGGAAGGCUAUUGCAAGGAGCCACCUUUGAGGAAGUAUAUAACAUCAUUUUAGAAUCCAAGCCUGAACCACAAGUGGAGCUUGUCGUUUCAAGGCCAAUUGGGGAUAUUCCCAGAAUACCUGACAGUACACAUGCACAACUGGAAUCCAGUUCUAGUUCAUUUGAAUCUCAAAAAAUGGACCGACCAUCUAUUUCCGUGACUUCUCCCAUGAGUCCUGGCAUGUUGAGGGAUGUUCCACAGUUCUUGUCUGGACAACUUUCAAGCCAAAGCCUUAGUAGAAGAACAACGCCUUUUGUUCCUAGGGUUCAGAUAAAGCUGUGGUAUGACAAGGUUGGUCAUCAGUUGAUAGUCACAAUAUUGGGAGCAAAGGAUCUUCCUUCAAGGGAAGAUGGGAGGCCAAGGAAUCCUUAUGUUAAAAUUUACUUUCUUCCAGACAGAAGUGAUAAAAACAAAAGAAGAACAAAAACAGUAAAGAAAACAUUGGAACCCAAAUGGAACCAAACAUUCAUUUAUUCUCCAGUUCAUCGGAGAGAAUUUCGAGAACGAAUGUUGGAGAUUACCCUUUGGGACCAAGCACGAGUUCGUGAGGAAGAAAGUGAAUUUUUAGGAGAGAUUCUUAUUGAGCUAGAGACAGCACUAUUAGAUGAUGAACCUCACUGGUACAAACUUCAGACACAUGAUGUUUCUUCAUUGCCACUUCCCCAUCCCUCGCCAUAUUUGCCUCGCAGACAGCUACAUGGUGAAAGCCCUACACGGAGGUUACAAAAUAAAGGCUUAUAUUCAUAUAAUUCAGGAUCCAAAAGAAUCAGUGAUAGUGAAGUUUCUGACUAUGACUGUGAUGAUGGAAUUGGUGUAGUUUCAGAUUACCGACAUAAUGGAAGAGAUCUUCAGAGCUCAACGUUAUCAGUGCCAGAACAAGUGAUGUCAUCCAAUCACUGCUCUCGAUCAGGGUCCUCUCACCGUACAGAUAGUAUAGGACGGACUAGAUCUUGGUCUCCCAGUGUCCCUCCUCCACAAAGUAGGAAUAUGGAACAGGGACCUCGAGGGACUCGAUCUACUCCUGCACAUUAUAAUACCAUGAACCGAAUGGAUAGACAUCGUGCAAUAGAUGACCACUACUCCCCAGACAGAGAGAGGAGGACUAGGCAGGAGAGAAGAGUGCCUAAUACAUAUUAUGACGACACUACCCAUACUCCUGAAAGGUGGUACAAUGGUGCAAGUUCAUGGGCAGAUCAUGUAGUCAAUGGUUCAGCUGAAAACUAUGGGAAUUGUGAAGCAGCAGAUAGACAGCCAUAUCAAAGAUCCAGAUCAACAGAACAGCAUCCUGUGCUAGAGCGGACCAGCUCCCGCUCCCGAUCCACAGAGCGUCCUGAUUCAAACCUCAUGAGGUCGAUGCCUUCAUUAAUGACUGGAAGAUCUGCCCCUCCUUCACCUGCCUUAUCGAGGUCACAUCCUCGAACUGGGUCUGUCCAAACAAGCCCAUCAAGUACUCCAGUAGCAGGACGAAGGGGCAGGCAGUUACCACAGCUCCCACCAAAGGGAACAUUGGAAAGAAAAGAAAAGAAAGCAGAUCCAGAGAAUGGGAAUGCAGGCGGUAUGGAUGUAGAAGAAAGAAAUCGUCAAAUGAAAAUAAGCAAGUUCAAACAGGCAGCAGGAUCAGACUCCAGGCUGGAGCAAGAUUAUCAUUCUAAGUAUCGGUCAGGACGGGAUCCUCAGCGAGGCUCAGACAAUAUUUCCAAUAAGUCUUCAGACAGUGAUGUCAGUGAUGUGUCAGCUGUAUCAAGGACAAGCAGUGCUUCUCGUUUCAGCAGCACAAGCUACAUGUCUGUCCAAUCAGAACGACUGAGAGGGAACAAGAAAAUAAGUGUCUUUACAUCCAAAAUGCAAAGCAGACAGAUGGGCGCCUCAGGAAAGAACAUGACUAAGAGCACCAGCAUCAGCGGGGACAUGUACACCCUAGAGAAGAACGAUGGCAGCCAGUCUGACACAGCAGUGGGCACUGUGGGCACUAGUGGCAAAAAACGACGCUCCAGUAUCGGCGCAAAGAUGGUAGCGAUUGUGAGUCUGUCACGAAAAAGCCGCAGCACUUCUCAACUCAGCCAAACUGAAGCGGGUGGUAAGAAGCUGCGGAGCACUGUCCAGAGAAGCACAGAAACUGGGCUAGCUGUGGAAAUGAGAAACUGGAUGACACGUCAGGCCAGCCGGGAAUCUACAGAUGGCAGCAUGAACAGCUACAGUUCUGAGGGAAAUCUGAUUUUCCCAGGUGUGCGGUUGGCCUCUGACAGUCAGUUCAGUGAUUUUCUGGAUGGACUUGGCCCUGCGCAGCUAGUAGGACGCCAAACACUGGCGACGCCAUCUAUGGGUGAUAUCCAGAUAGGAAUGAUGGACAAAAAAGGACAGUUGGAGGUAGAAAUAAUACGAGCCCGUGGCCUUGUUGUAAAACCAGGUUCAAAGACACUGCCAGCACCAUAUGUAAAAGUGUAUCUGUUAGAAAAUGGAGCCUGCAUAGCCAAAAAGAAAACAAAGGUAGCAAGAAAAACACUUGAACCUCUUUAUCAGCAACUUUUGUCAUUUGAAGAAAGCCCCCAAGGAAAAGUUUUACAGAUAAUUGUUUGGGGAGACUAUGGACGUAUGGAUCACAAAUCUUUUAUGGGAGUGGCACAGAUACUUUUAGAUGAACUGGACCUGUCAAAUAUGGUGAUUGGAUGGUUCAAACUUUUCCCCCCUUCCUCCUUAGUAGAUCCAACUUUGGCUCCUCUGACUAGAAGAGCUUCCCAGUCAUCUCUUGAAAGUUCAACAGGACCUUCUUAUGCUCGCUCAUAGCAGCUGUGAAACUGUUGUCAUAGCAACCAGCGUUACAAAAAAAAAAAUUACAGGUCGCAAACCCUGGUAACACUGCAUGCUUAAUGUUGUGUCUUCUGAGCCUGUUUCUAGGGCUACCAAGCGAUCCUGUGUUCUCAGAGGAAGUUGCACACAUUGUGCACUAAGGAAGGCCCUCAGGUGAAAGAGUGGAGCUGUAAAGAACUAACAGGUUUGGAGUUCAGUGACACUUAAGUUUUGGUCCAAUCUGAAGCCAUGGAUUAAACUAAAAGAUCAAUGUGUUUCAUGCAACAAAAGUCCUUUUCAAUGGCAUAUCUAUUUUGUUGCUCCCUUUUAACUGCCCCCUAAAGCCUCAUUAUGCCACAGAAAUGGAGCUACCCCUCUUCCUCCAUGAAGCCAUGUUACAAGUCAAUGGAACAGUAGACAUCGGAAGAACAGAAGAAUGUAAGAUCAUCAAAAAAGAAAAGUCAGCUGUCAUAUGGAACAAAGACUAGAGAAAACUCUUCGUACUAGAAUGCUUUAAAAGUUGUAGGGCAGGCUUCAUAACUCCAGCUAUCGCUACAGUGAAACCCCAGAUAUGAUGGGCUCUCUGAAAAAUAAAAUUCUUUGGAUAUACUGUACUGUAUGAAAUUAAAGAAACUUUUUGCAUGGACACAGAUUUAGCUGAACACUUAAAUUAUUUUCUUGGGGCUGCAACUUGCAAAAAAAAAAGAAUAAAUCAGCCAUUUUCAACAAUUUAUAUUAUUUUUAAAAGUAAAUUUCACUAGUGCAUGGUUUUAAAGGGGAGAGAAUGCAACAGGGUGAUACAAAGACACCACGUUUAUCAUUCUUUAAACCAAUCAUGAUCUGUGUUUUUGCAGACAUAUAUUAAAAAUAAAAGAUGAUAAUUUCUAGCUAAUAUUUAAAAUUCUGUUUGUGACAAGAAAUAAGUGUAAUAUAUUAAAUUUAUUUAAAUGUAAAAGGUACAAGCCUUGUAAAGUUCAACAUAUGUGCAAAUUGUACACUUCUUCCUCCUUUCUCUCUCUUCUGAAUCUUCCUUUGGCUCUUUUCCCCCCUUAUUUUCCAGAAUGAUCCAUUAUAUCCUAAAACUGCUACCUUUUGACUUAUUGCUUUCUUAUGCCCCAUAUUUGGUUCAGGGUUGCAGAUUGUUUUGCAUUUCUGAAUUCUUGGACAAAAAUAUUGUUUAAGAGCUUACUUUUUUCAAGCAUGUUGAAAAGGAUUUUGCAACAUGGCUUGGGAGUUCAUUAAAGUAAUUCAGCAUGUAUUUGAUAAAGAAGAUAUUUGAACUUUUUGCAAUUAAUUGUACAGUGCAUGGUAACUUAUUUUCAUUUUUUUCCUCACCUUCAAAUUGAAUUCUACAGCAAAAUACUGGAAUCAUGUGGCCAUUGUAAGAUGUCUUCAAUAAAUUUGUUUUCAACACCACCAUCAUUCAUUCAAGGGUUGAACUAUAAUUUCUUGAAGGUCUUGGAGAGAGGGGGGAAAAAAAAUGAACCAAAUGUUUGAUUUUUAGGAACUAAAUUUCAGCAGUUUCAUUUGCACUCAGCCAAACAAAUUGCUACAUAUUUAGAGUCAUAAUAACCAACAAAGAUUAUUAAUUCUUCAUAAUUCUUCUGCUGUAAAGUUCGGUUUUUCAUGGUCUAUAUUUGUGAUGGCAACAAUGUAAUUAGUGAACAUCGGUCUGCCAUAAAAAUGUCAAACUUUGAUUUGUAAUUGCCUUAAAGAUAAUAGAACAUGUACCAUCGAACAGUUAUUUGACACCGUCACCACAAGCCUAAAUGCAAAGUCAACAGAUGAUAAAACACCCGUCUCCAUGUAGUAGGCAUUUAUUACCAUUAGGUGGUGCUGGAAGUCUAGAUCAC
Messenger RNA from Dermochelys coriacea (leatherback sea turtle), 7860 nucleotides. It is a transcript of the gene RIMS2, whose product is annotated as regulating synaptic membrane exocytosis 2. Gene Ontology annotation, molecular function: small GTPase binding; transmembrane transporter binding. Gene Ontology annotation, cellular component: presynaptic membrane; cytoskeleton of presynaptic active zone. The coding region runs from base 974 to 6004 and encodes 1676 amino acids. Gene Ontology annotation, biological process: regulation of membrane potential; regulation of synaptic plasticity; calcium ion-regulated exocytosis of neurotransmitter. The record is from RefSeq and is a predicted model, not a curated record. Lineage: Eukaryota; Metazoa; Chordata; Testudines; Dermochelyidae. The transcript has 34 exons.